UUUUCAUUCCGACAAAUAAAUUACCGAAUCUUAAGAAAUAUAAGUAUUCUUCAGAAGAUCAUUCGCUCAUUUCUAAAAUAAUCUUGAAAAAAUGGUGGAAUUCAUUUGUUAAGAUUUUCCCAUUAUCAAUGGCCCCAAACGUGGUCACGUUAUUAGGAUUGGUGUUUAUUCUUUUCAAUUUAGUGGCUGUCUUUUAUUAUGAUCCAUACUUGAAUUCAGACUCUCCUCGUUGGUGCUAUUUUUUCUACGCGUUUGGCUUGUUCAUGUAUCAAACUUUUGAUGGUUGUGAUGGUUGUCAUGCAAGAAGAACAGGUCAAAGUGGUCCAUUGGGUGAAUUGUUCGAUCAUUCAAUCGAUGCCAUAAAUACUACUUUAGGUACCUUGGUUUUUGCUUCGGUUUUCCAAUUAGGUUAUUCUGGUUACUUGAUGAUUGCUCAAUUUGCUUCGGUUUGCAAUUUUUAUACUUCAACUUGGGAAGAAUAUCAUACUCAUACUUUAUUCUUAUCUUCUUUUAGUGGGCCAGUCGAAGGUAUUUUAAUGAUUGUUACUUUAUAUAUAAUCACGGGGAUUUUUGGACCAGGAAUCUGGCACGCUAAAUUAUUCCAAUUAGAUUUAUCCUCUCUUGGUUUUAAUGAUCCAGUUGACGUUGAUUCUUCAGUGUUUUACAUCGUUGUUGGUCUCAGUUCAUUAUACUUCAACAUCAUCACUGCAAUGGGUAAUGUCAGUAAGAAAUAUGAAUUAUUAGAAAAAUCUUCUAAUACUACAAAUGUCCCCACUUCCGCUUCCACUAACGAUGAUGCUUCCGCAAAAGAUAAUUCCGAUCUUGCUUUCAAAGGAUUGAUUCCUUUCUUUGCCUACUAUGCUACCAUUGUCUUAUUUAUUUGGGUCUAUCCAGAAGUCCUUUCUGUUCACGCUUUGGCCUUGGUUGUCUCAAUUGGCUUUACAAUUGCCUUUUCAGUUGGCCGUAUAAUCUUGGCCCACUUGACUUUACAAAAAUUCCCUUACAUUCAAUUCCCAAUGUUUACUCCCUUAGCUCAAUUAAUUGUAUCUAAAAUUUUAAUUGAUUUUUUCGGUUAUGAUUAUAAUUCAGUCUUGGGUGCAAUUAGUUGGUUAGGUGUUGGGGUUACUUUGGGGAUCCAUGGUACUUUCGUUGCUGAAAUCAUCACUGAAAUUACUACUUAUUUAGACAUUUAUGCUUUAUCUAUUAAACAUAAAAAAGCAUGAACCUUUUUAUUUAUAGAGUCAUAGAUUAAAGCUCUAUGUUGUUUUACACACUCGCAC
Hyphopichia burtonii NRRL Y-1933 is the source of this 1280-nucleotide messenger RNA. Its product is annotated as bifunctional diacylglycerol cholinephosphotransferase/ethanolaminephosphotransferase. The transcript has a single exon. Gene Ontology annotation, cellular component: membrane. The record is from RefSeq and is a predicted model, not a curated record. Bases 129 to 1223 code for a protein of 364 amino acids. NCBI's taxonomy places the organism in Eukaryota, Fungi, Ascomycota, Pichiomycetes, Serinales, Debaryomycetaceae. Gene Ontology annotation, biological process: phospholipid biosynthetic process. Gene Ontology annotation, molecular function: phosphotransferase activity, for other substituted phosphate groups.